This is a messenger RNA of Panthera uncia (snow leopard), 1393 nucleotides long. RefSeq names its product inositol hexakisphosphate kinase 3 (gene IP6K3). Bases 16 to 1248 code for a protein of 410 amino acids. The record is from RefSeq and is a predicted model, not a curated record. Lineage: Eukaryota; Metazoa; Chordata; Mammalia; Carnivora; Felidae. Gene Ontology annotation, molecular function: inositol hexakisphosphate kinase activity. Gene Ontology annotation, biological process: phosphatidylinositol phosphate biosynthetic process; inositol phosphate biosynthetic process. The transcript is spliced from 5 exons. Gene Ontology annotation, cellular component: nucleus; cytoplasm.
UCCUCCUGUGGAUACAUGGUUGUGCAGGACAGCACGGAUGCCGGGGAUGCCAGAGUGGGCGUGCAGCUAGAGCCCUUCCUGCACCAGGUGGGGGGGCACCUGAGCGUGAUGAAGUAUGAUGAGCACACUGUGUGCAAGCCCCUCGUCUCCCGGGAGCAGAGGUUCUACGAAUCCCUGCCUCUGGCCAUGAAGCGGUUCACUCCUCAGUACAAAGGCACCAUCACGGUGCAUCUCCGAAAAGACAGCCGAGGCCAUCUCAGCCUGGUAGCGAACCCACUGAAGGAGAACCGGGGGCCCUUCAAGGUCUCCACGGAGUCGGCGGCAGUGGCAAUAUGGCAGACUCUCCAGCAGACCACCAGCGGCAGCGGUGGCGCCCACACCCUCGCCCAGUGGCAGCACACUCAGCUGGCACACUCAUUCAAGGAGAGCUCAGCCACGACACUCCUGAGGUCAGAGUUCCACCUCAACGCCCACGUGUCCUCGCUGGUGGAAGAUGCUAACGGAAACCAGGCCGAGAGGAGGAGCUUUAACCCGUGGGGUCUGCAGUGCCACCUGGCCCACCUGACCCGCCUGUGCACUGAGUACCCGGAGAACCAGCUGCAUCGGUUUCUGUUGCUGGAAAACGUCGUGUCACAGUACAAGUACCCCUGUAUCCUUGACCUGAAGAUGGGGACCCGGCAGCACGGGGACGAUGUGUCCGAGGAGAAGAAGGCCCGUCACAUGAGGAAGUGUGCUCAGAGCACAUCGGCCUGCCUGGGCGUCCGCAUCUGCGGCAUGCAGGUUUAUCAAAUUGAUAAGAAGCACUUUCUCUGCAAAGACAAGUAUUAUGGAAGAAAACUCUCUGUUGAGGGGUUCAGACAAGCCCUCCAUCAGUUCCUGCAUGAUGGAACCCGCCUCCGGACAGAGCUCCUGGAACCCAUCCAGCGCCAGCUUCGGGCCCUCCUCUUGGUCAUUCGGAACCAGAGCUCGUACCGGUUCUACUCCAGCUCUCUCCUCAUCAUCUAUGAUGGGCAGGAACUGCCAGAAAGGACCUCAGAGGGCCUGCAUCCUCCGGAGGCUCUGCAGCCGGACCACGGCAGCUCUUCUGGAAGCCUCUCCAAAGUUGACAUCCGGAUGAUCGACUUUGCUCACACAACAUACAAAGGCUCCUGGAAUGAGCAUACCACUUAUGAUGGACCAGAUCCAGGCUAUAUUUUUGGCCUGGAAAACCUCAUCCAGAUCCUGCAGGAUAUUCAAGAGGGAGAAUGAGGCUUGUUGGGCCUAUCCAGAUUUUUCUGGAGCGCAGAUAUCAAAAGGGACCUAUUGGCAGCCGGGGUACUCCAGACACUGUUAGAGGUCUUUGUAAUCAUUAUAUCCAUGUUCGAAAGCCAUACGUGGCAUAUUAAUGGCUGCU